AUGGGUUCCAUUAUAUCGACGCUUAAAUCAACGGCAUCGGCCAUAUCAGCUGGCCUGAGGACGGUUCUGACGCUUCACAAGCAAUUCUCAUCUCUUCUUGAACGCGCGUCCUCAGAGCCAGGGUUUCCCGUGCCAAAGCCCACAAAGUCAUACUGGCUCGACGACCCGCCAUUCCCAGCACUAUGCGACAUCCAAGAUGACAAGCUUCCCUCCGAAGUAGACAUUGUCGUCAUCGGCAGCGGCAUCACAGGCGCAGCCGUGACGAAAUCUCUGCUAGAACUGUCCAACUCUAGUCUAAGAGUUGUAGUCUGUGAAGCAAGACAGCUAUGCAGCGGUGCAACGGGUAGAAAUGGCGGGCAUAUUAAAAGUGCACCAUAUGAUGAAUUCGCCAUGUUCAAGUCGAAGUUGGGACCGGAGAACGCGAGGAGGAUAGUGAGGUUUAAGAGAAGGCAUUUGGAGAUGAUGAAGCAGCUGGGGAGGGGGGUCGAGGUGGCUGAGGUUAGAGAGGUUGAGACGGUGGAUGUCUUUGUUGAGAGGGAGGAUUUUGAAAAGGCGAAGAAGCAGGUUGAGGAUGUUAGGGAGUGGAUGCCGGAGGAGAGGCAUCGGGUUUGGGAGGCGGAGGAGGCGAGAAAGGAGUUUGGGGUGAAUGAGCUUGUUGUGGGAGCUGUGACUUACACGGCGGGUGCACUCUGGCCAUAUCGUCUUGUCACGAGUGUGUGGAACGAUUUACUCGAGCGGUUCCCGGGGUUGAGUAUCAACACUCAUACACCUGUGGAGAAGGUAUCUCAUAACUCGGAUGGCUCUUAUACAGUUACGACACCUCGUGGAGUCAUCAAGGCGAAGCAUGUAAUCCACACAACAAAUGCUCAUGCCGGGCAACUCCUCCCUCCAGUAAGGGGCUGUGUCGUCGGUGCCAUCGCACACAUGAGCGCCCAACGACCAGGAUCUUCAUUCCCCCCAACCCAAGGAAACCGCUCAUGGUCUGUGAUCUACAAUCCAGGCUUUGACUACAUCACCCAACGUCCAGAUCGACCAGACGGCACUCCCGGUGAUCUAAUGAUAGGAGGUGGUUUCUUCCGCAGCAAGGAAGACGGCCUCGAUCAAGUUGGAAUCUGGGACGAUAGCAAAACCCACGCCCUUCCCCUAAUGCACAUCCGCGGCGUGAUGCCUUCCGUCUAUGAACCAAACUGGGGCCCCGGGAGCAGUCUCAUAAAAGCCUGGACUGGCAUCAUUGGCUUCACGGGUGAUUUGAUGCCCCUUGUUGGACGAGCCCCUGGGUCGAAAGGGUCAGGGGAGUGGAUGGCCGCUGGGUUCUGUGGCGAGGGGAUGGUGUAUGCCUGGCUUUGUGGAACGGCAUUGGCGGUUAUGGUGCUUGACAACCAAACCGACUCAUCUCCGUUCCUCCUCAUUCCAAUGUCACUCCUCAACAUGAUGCCCGAAGAACGCAUCGACUCAUGGCGUCAACGAGUUCCAAGCCGUAUGGAUCGCGACGAUCCCUUCGAAGGAGACCACUUCGACGAACGUCCCCCUACGCGUCUCACUUUUCGUGAUGUUUCUCCUCCUGAGGCUAGACCUUCUACGCGCCUGGGCUUCUUCCGCGCUGCUACGCCAAUGUUCGGACGUAGUUCUACGCCUUCUUCUACUCGGCCUGCUUCAAGCUUGAUGCCGAGACGUGCGGAGGGGAAGCGAAGGAGUUUGUUGAGCUUAUUUACUCGCAAGAGGAAGAGAAAGGAGCCGGAGGAGAUUCCGAGGGAUCCUGUCCGUUUGAACUUUUUGUUUGUCGGGAGCAAGGCCGCUGGUCAGACGUCUUUGCUAUUUCGAUCUCGCUAUGGAUACUUUCCUGAUUCAAACGCCUUUUCUCGUCCUCUGUAUGAGACCUACGUCAACGAACGAAUGUACCACAACCAGCCUUUGACCUACAUUGAAUGGGACGCCGUGUUUCUCUGUUUCGAUAUCUCAGAUAAAAUAUCCAUGUACACAAUCAUCCAAUGGUGGCAUCAUGCUUCGGACCAAGGCUUCACCAAAUCUGCGAGUUUUGCGCCAUUGCUGUACCUCGUUGGUCUAAAGAAGGAUCUCCGCGACCAGUGCUUUUUGGAAGAUCAUCAAACUGGUUCUGCAUUCUCGUCGUCUGGACUAUUGGCGUACCCGACUUGCUGCAUCUGCUCAUCAGAGGCAAACUGGCAGGCCACCCGAAUUGGAGCACACAAAUACAUUGAAUGCUCGGCUGCGACUGGUGAAGGGAUGAAGGAGGUUAUCGAUGACUCUGGAAGAGAGGCGAUGCGAAGACUUGUUGGAGGGCAAGUGCCUGAGGAUGAGGUUAUCCCCAAGAAGAAGCGUCGUUUCUUCUGA
Messenger RNA from Fusarium subglutinans, 2349 nucleotides. Its product is annotated as FAD dependent oxidoreductase. The transcript has 9 exons. Bases 1 to 2349 code for a protein of 782 amino acids. Lineage: Eukaryota; Fungi; Ascomycota; Sordariomycetes; Hypocreales; Nectriaceae. Gene Ontology annotation, cellular component: cytoplasm. The record is from RefSeq and is a predicted model, not a curated record. Gene Ontology annotation, molecular function: GTP binding; GTPase activity; oxidoreductase activity.